AUGGAGAAACCGAAUUUGAAUCUAGGGUUAUGGAGAACACAAUCAGAUCAGCUCGCAGAGAUAAAAUCCCAGAUGCCAAUAAGUGAAGCUUCCCCGGCGGAGGGUGGUGGCACACAUUCAAGAAAGUCUAGCAGACAAAUGGUGGUUGCAUCGCCUGGCCGGAGUGGUGGCAGUAGCGGCAAAAACACACACAUCAGAAAGACGAGAAGCGCCCAGAUGAAAUUCGAACUCGAUGACGUUGGUAGUGGCGCUGCCUUAAGUCGAGCUUCGAGUGCUAGUUUAGGGUUUUCUUUCUCGUUCACCGGAUUCACCAUGCCUCCCGAUGAGGUCGCGGAUUCAAGACCUUUCAGCGAUGAUGAUAUACCGGAAGACAUAGAAGCUGGGACGCGUAAGAAGUUCCAAACCGAACCCACCUUGCCAAUAUAUCUAAAGUUUACAGAAGUGACAUACAAGAUAAUCAUUAAAGGAAUGACGACAUCUACAGAAGAGAAGGAUAUUCUGAAUGGAAUCAGUGGUGCAGUGAAUCCAGGAGAAGUUUUGGCCUUAAUGGGACCUUCCGGAAGCGGAAAGACUACGCUCCUGAGUUUGCUCGGAGGCCGGUUGACGGUUCCUUCGGCAGGGGGAUCGAUCACAUAUAAUGACCAACCACACUCCAAGUUUCUAAAGAGCAGGAUUGGGUUUGUGACUCAAGAUGAUGUGUUGUUUCCUCAUCUAACGGUGAAGGAAACGUUAACGUACGCAGCUCUUCUACGACUGCCAAAGACGUUAACGAAACAAGAGAAAGAAAAACGAGCAGCAGAUGUCAUCCGCGAACUUGGAUUAGAGAGGUGUCAAGAUACAAUGAUCGGCGGCUCCUUUGUUCGGGGAGUUUCGGGUGGCGAAAGGAAGCGUGUGUGCAUUGGAAACGAAAUAAUAAUCAAUCCUUCCGUCUUGUUCCUCGAUGAACCCACCUCCGGCUUGGAUUCAACAACUGCUCUCAGGAUCAUCGAACUGUUACAAGACAUAGCCGAGACGGAGAAGACGGUGGUUACCACGAUUCACCAGCCAUCGAGCAGACUUUUCCACAAGUUCGACAAAUUGAUCCUACUCGGGAAAGGAAGCUUGCUUUAUUUCGGAAAAGCAUCGGAAGCUAUGGUAUAUUUUUCAUCCAUCGGAUGUUCUCCCAUGAUCGCCAUGAACCCAGCCGAAUUCUUACUCGAUCUUGCAAACGGAAACAUGAAUGAAGUCUCCGUUCCUUCGGAAUUGGCGGACCGGGUACAACUCGGAAAUUCUCAAAGAGAAACAAAAAAUGGGAAACCUACACCAGCAGUUGUACAUGAUUAUUUAGUGGAGGCCUACGAGACAAGAGUAGCUGAAGAAACAAAGAAGGAGCUGAUGAUCCCAACGCCCCUCGAUGAAGAAAUCAAAUCGAGUGUGCAAACGAUGAAACGAGAAUGGGGCGCGAGUUGGAGAGAGCAAUAUUCGAUAUUGUUCUGGAGAGGGCUUAAAGAACGGCAACACGAUUAUUUCAGCUGGUUGAGAAUCACACAAGUUCUUGUAACCGCAGUUAUUUUGGGACUUCUCUGGUGGCAAUCAAGUGUUCAUAACCCCAAAGAACUUGACGAUCAAGCAGGAUUGCUGUUUUUCAUUGCUGUGUUUUGGGCUUUUUUUCCGGUUUUUACAGCCAUCUUCACAUUUCCUCAAGAACGAGCGAUGUUGAACAAGGAAAGAGCUGCGGACAUGUAUCGAUUGAGUGCUUAUUUUAUGGCAAGGACUACGAGCGACCUUCCCCUCGAUCUGUUUCUUCCAAUGCUCUUCCUAGUUGUUGUUUAUUUCAUGGCAGGCCUCCGACAAACCGUUGACUCGUUUUUCCUAACCAUGGUCAUCGUCUUCCUCUGCAUCGUAGCGGCUCAGGGACUUGGACUCGCCAUUGGUGCUACGCUAACGGACUUGAAAAGAGCAACAACUUUGGCUUCUGUAACCGUAAUGGCCUUCAUGUUGGCCGGUGGGUAUUUCGUGAAGGAUGUUCCAAUAUUCAUAUCGUGGUUACGUUACUUGUCGUUCAACUAUCAUACAUAUCGACUUCUUCUGAAAGUUCAGUAUGAAACAAUAAGUCCCGUGAUCGAUGGAAUAAGACUAGAUAGCGGUUUAAAGGAAGCUACAGCAUUGGCGAUCAUGGUUUUCGGCUACCGUCUCCUGGCGUACAUAUCGUUGCGGCGAAUGAAAGUUGGCUAAAUUAAUACCAUGAACUAAAACCACAUAUUUUGACUUGAUACCAAAGCAAAAAAGGGAAGAAGAAGAAGAACUCUGAGAGCCUCUGCUAUCAAGUUGUGAAACCACAAUGUAGCAGAAUGAAUGCAUUGUAACAUGAAAAGGAGAAGUUUACUUGCUAUUUUUAGGCCAUUGAGGGUUGUAACAAAACAAAAUCAAUGAAUUGAUGUUUAUCUCGUCGUGUUAAAAA
Cynara cardunculus var. scolymus (artichoke) is the source of this 2440-nucleotide messenger RNA. Its product is annotated as ABC transporter G family member 22-like. Gene Ontology annotation, molecular function: ABC-type transporter activity; ATP hydrolysis activity; ATP binding. The transcript is spliced from 10 exons. The record is from RefSeq and is a predicted model, not a curated record. The coding region runs from base 1 to 2214 and encodes 737 amino acids. NCBI's taxonomy places the organism in Eukaryota, Viridiplantae, Streptophyta, Magnoliopsida, Asterales, Asteraceae. Gene Ontology annotation, cellular component: membrane.